GAUGACAAAAAGGUCAGCAAUGGUGAUUCUGUAAAACCGGAGGAGCCGAACUCAUCGGCGACCACCUCUUCUGCCGAAAAACCUGCAAGAGUAGUCCCUUCUGCGUCUACCAAGAGCGUGGCCAGCAGUCGGAUGACUACGCGGGCUCCCCGACACGGCGCAUCUGUUGAGAACACCGCGUCCUCCGUCUCGUCGCAAAACUGUCGCACUCGUUCUUCAGCCCGACCAGAAUCUGACCAAGCGGCGAAUACUCCACCAACCACCAGUGACAAUCUCUCCUCCUUUCUGGACACUUCGGCAGAUCAACUCGCAUCUAUGUCCCGACUUUCGGAUACUGACGGCGAGGCUGAGGAACUGGAGGAUGGAGAGGAGGAAGAGGGGGAAGAGGGAGAGGACGCCGUUGAGGAGGAAGAUGAGGAGGUCGAGGAACGCGAAACCAUGGAGAUAGUUAGCUAG
Dibothriocephalus latus is the source of this 456-nucleotide messenger RNA. The record is from the annotation of a GenBank genome assembly. Lineage: Eukaryota; Metazoa; Platyhelminthes; Cestoda; Diphyllobothriidea; Diphyllobothriidae.